Messenger RNA from Symbiodinium sp. CCMP2592, 1089 nucleotides. NCBI's taxonomy places the organism in Eukaryota, Dinophyceae, Suessiales, Symbiodiniaceae. The record is from the annotation of a GenBank genome assembly.
AUGGGGCCAAGGGGGCCGAAGGGGCCGAAGGGGAAGGCGGCGAAGGCGGCGAGGGCUUCGCUGCUCUGCCUCUGCUUGCUCCUUGAAGCGGAAGCGCAGGCUUUGGAUCUUGGAGCAGCUGAGACGCAGCUGGCACCUUGUGCAGAGCUGCUUCUCGAACGCAAUGGCCAGAGCGAUGAGCUGAUGGCUUGCCGCGUUCCCCUGCUUGGCUCGCUUCAUAACGACCAGAUUCCUGGGUACAGAUACAAUGUCACAGAAGACUGCCACUUCUGGGCAAGCUAUGCAGCCAGGGAUCGUCACGUCGAGGGCUCGAGCAUUCUGGACUUCACUCGAUUGGCGGCAUUCCGCUUAAAUUCUCCGUUUAUCCCUCCCCUGCAGCAGAAUGGCACUGCCCUCUACAUCGGUGCCCAUCGUUCGGGAGACGACGGCCUGGUGUUCCAGCGUCGACAUGGGUUGCAGAUGCACUUGUUUGAACCUUCUCCGACAUACUUCCACAUGCUGAGAGACUCCUUGGCCGGAGCCCCUGGCUUCAUUCUUCACAACUAUGGCCUGGGUUCAAAGACCCGCCGGGCACUUCUGCGCCUGAGUGGGACUGCAUCUCGAAUCGUGAACAUGACUCAUACGGGUGCAGACCUGGAGGAUGACCUGGAGGACGAACUCGACGAAGGAGGGGAUCCAGAAGGCACCGAAACGGUAUGGAUUCGUUCAGCUGCCGAAGCGAUUCCAGAGGUUUUGGCAGAGGAUAGGACAGGCUUUGUGGAGUUGCUUCAUGUGAACUGUGAAGGUUGCGAGUAUGAUGUUGUGCAGGGCCUCAGCCAGACGGGACAGCUCUUUAGAGUUGGUCAGAUUCAGCUCGCUACGCACCUGUUGGAGUAUACCGGGCCUGCAUCCGAUUUUCAGGAGGCGCUCUCCUUGUCUUUGCAGAUCUCUGUUAAGCGCUAUUGCGAAAUGCACCAGACACUUUCACUCACACAUGAUCGUGCGUGGGGUUUGCCCUGGGUCUGGGAGCGGUGGACACGCCGUGAUGUAAGAAAAGCGCUCUGCAGUCGAGAGGGCAGCAUUGCUGUGCAUUUGGGGCCCACGACUUGA